Molecule: messenger RNA, 973 nt
Organism: Vollenhovia emeryi
Lineage: Eukaryota; Metazoa; Arthropoda; Insecta; Hymenoptera; Formicidae
Product: neurotrimin-like
Exons: 6
Coding region: 58-882 (274 amino acids)
Biological process (GO): synapse organization
Cellular component (GO): neuron projection membrane
Source: RefSeq, a predicted model, not a curated record
CGGCGCACGAGGAGGAGGAUCGACCCGGCACUCCGAGGCGACUAUGACAGACAAAAAAUGAGGUGUCUAAUCCUGACCCUCGGCCUCCUGGUUUCGGUGCGAGGACCUACCCGCUGCACGGCCGAUCACAGGACACACGAGAGCCGUGCAUCGGAGCCGCUCGAUCGAGGGCCGUACUUUGAUGUCUCGGCCUCUCGCAACGUGACAGCCCUCGUCGGGAAAACGACGACACUGCACUGCCGAGUACGGAAUUUAGGCGACCGAACGGUGUCGUGGGUGAGACACAGGGAUAUCCAUCUUCUCACCGUGGGCGUGGAGACGUACACGUCCGACCAGAGAUUCGUCGCGUCGCAUUUUCCUCACACGGAGGACUGGACGCUACAAGUGAAAUACCCUCAACGACGAGAUUCCGGCACAUACGAGUGUCAAGUGUCCACGACGCCGCCCAUAGGUCAUUCCAUGCACCUCUCCGUCGUCGAGCCCGUGACGAUGAUCGUCGGGGAACCGGAAAUGUACAUAAACAAGGAUAGCACCAUGAACUUGACCUGCGUCGUGCGGCAUAGUCCCGAGCCACCCUUGACCAUUUAUUGGACACACGACCGAGAGGUGAUCAAUUAUGACAGCGCGAGAGGCGGGGUAUCGGUUAUCACGGAGAAGGGCGAGAUAACGACGUCAUACCUUUUAAUUCAACGUGCUCAACCGGCGGACAGCGGACAAUACACCUGCCAUCCCAGUAACGCUAACACAAAGACAGUCUUAGUUCAUGUACUUAAUGGGGAACAUCCAGCCGCGAUGCAGCACGGCGGCCAGCUCAGAUUAGCCAAUUUACCUUUUGUAAUGAUCUCGACGACGCUUUUGACCUUCCUGAAUCACCCGUAUUAGACGUAGCGCCGGACCAUUGUGAAACGUUAGCCGGGUACGUUUCUUGCGACCGAUUUCUUUCGCACCUGACCGUUUGAGUUUCCUCGAGAGG